AUGGAUUAUCUCGCUUUGUCUUCACAACAUCAGAGCUCGAUAGAGGAAUCAGAGCUCCAGGCAUUACACGGCGCCAGCGUUGCGGGCAACACGGUGAUCGAAUUGUACCAGAAAAUCGCAGCAGAGAAAGAGCUCCACCAGCGCAUUCUCGCGUUCUCGGUCUCUCACAAUCAACGCAUUGUGAAGAUAUUUGGGCACUUUGCGUUGAUUGACGGCCGCAAGAUCACCUUUCACCGCCAUCGACUAUUUGAGAUGGAACUUGUCGAUGACGCGUCCAAUCAGACCAGGCCAUACCAAAUUGCUCUUGGUAUCUGGGAACACUUCUAUCCUAUACACCUUGCUAGGAUUCGAGAUGUACUGGCUCGACAGCGAGAUCGUGCUGUGGACUCCUUUACUGCGCAGCUUGGAUUGGAAGAGGACUAG
Messenger RNA from Recurvomyces mirabilis, 423 nucleotides. RefSeq lists its product as uncharacterized. NCBI's taxonomy places the organism in Eukaryota, Fungi, Ascomycota, Dothideomycetes, Mycosphaerellales, Teratosphaeriaceae. The record is from RefSeq and is a predicted model, not a curated record. The transcript is spliced from 2 exons. The coding region runs from base 1 to 423 and encodes 140 amino acids.